AUGCUUGUUGCUAGAGUUUAGUAUCUUCUAAGUGGGCAAGUAAUGCAUUGUAGAAAUUAGAACCCAUGGGGGGAACAUCGGUCUGCCUAUUAAUAGGUGACAUUUUCUUCAGCAGUGUCAUACUUCAAGCCUUUGAUCUUGGAGGAUUUUUUGUACCUGGAGAAUUGGAUCACAAAGCCAACUGAAAUUUUAGAAAUCCUUAAGAUUGAACCUUCAUAAAGAAUGAUUUACCUUUGCUGGACUACUCAAAGCCAGUGGCUCAGAAGCGGUCUAUAAACUUGACUGCUGUGAUAUGAAGACCUCAAAAAGCAGCUUCAUCCUUGGGACAUUCACGUUUGCUUUCUGCCUGCCUACGGCAGUUUCUCUUGAGACUGUUACCAUCCCAGAGAAGCUCAAGUCAGCUACGGUUAAAGUCUCUGUCAGCACCACAUCCUGCAGUGUCACUUGUGGGCUAGGCUUCAAGGUGGAGGAAGUUUGUGAGCUUGGUCCUGAUGGGAAAAGGAGGCACUGUACCUUUCGCAGGUCAGACUGUCUGACCAGCUGGAUCUGUGGAUUACUCCACUUCACUGUUCCUGUUGGUAAACCAUUUGAGCUUAGCUGCCUGACUUCUGAGAUGAUUGGCAUUGGUAGCCAGGCCUUUAUCUACACCUGGAGGCUUGCCAGAGGCAUUAUCACCACCAAUGACGUGCUUUUCAAAUCUAUCAAGACCCCUAGUUAUGUCAUCAAACUUUCCCCUGCCAAGGAAUCUGAUGCAGGGACUUACCGGUGUGACGUGCAGCUGAUGAAGACAUUCAAGCUGGUCAAGAGGAUCUAUUUUGGGCUCAGGGUGAUCCCUACUGACUUAAUAGAGCUGAAGUUCUACAAAUCCUUGACCCUGGAACAGAAACUUGCUGAAUAUAAAAAGGAAGGAAACGGAGGGAACGGCACCAUUUUCCUGUCACGGUGGCAGCAAGACUCGUGGCAAAGAAGGGCCUUGGUUGUGUUUGUGGUAGGGAUUGGAAGUGGAGUAGCAGCAGCUAUCUUGGUGGGUGCAGUCCUCUUCUUUCUGCUAAAGGCUCGCAGAAAAAACGAAGCCAUAGAGGGAUGAGUUGCAUUUUUAAUUUUGCUUACUUCAGAAGGAUAGCUUAGUAUUAGUAUUUCAUACUGCUGUUAGGCUGGGUUUUUUGGAUAAACUUUGCUUUGGGUAUUAAAACAACAACAUAAUCUUGGGUCAUGGUGGCUUUUGGGUUCAAGUCUUAAGCAAGCUACCACAAGUUACGUGGAUCUUUCACUUUCAGGAGAGUCUGUCAGGUUGAGUUGUCAAACCUUUUUUUUUUUUUUCAUCUGCCUUUACAACA
Molecule: messenger RNA, 1337 nt
Organism: Gavialis gangeticus (Gharial)
Lineage: Eukaryota; Metazoa; Chordata; Crocodylia; Gavialidae
Gene: TMEM81
Product: transmembrane protein 81
Exons: 1
Coding region: 293-1087 (264 amino acids)
Source: RefSeq, a predicted model, not a curated record